Hevea brasiliensis (rubber tree) is the source of this 1368-nucleotide messenger RNA. Its product is annotated as photosystem I P700 chlorophyll a apoprotein A2-like. Gene Ontology annotation, cellular component: photosystem I; thylakoid; membrane. The transcript has a single exon. Gene Ontology annotation, biological process: photosynthesis. NCBI's taxonomy places the organism in Eukaryota, Viridiplantae, Streptophyta, Magnoliopsida, Malpighiales, Euphorbiaceae. The record is from RefSeq and is a predicted model, not a curated record. The coding region runs from base 1 to 1368 and encodes 455 amino acids.
AUGGCAUUAAGAUUUCCAAGGUUUAGCCAAGGCUUAGCUCAGGACCCCACUACUCGUCGUAUUUGGUUUGGUAUUGCUACCGCGCAUGACUUCGAGAGUCAUGAUGAUAUUACGGAGGAACGUCUUUAUCAGAAUAUUUUUGCUUCUCACUUCGGGCAAUUAGCAAUAAUUUUUCUGUGGACUUCCGGAAAUCUCUUUCAUGUAGCUUGGCAAGGAAAUUUUGAAGCAUGGGUACAGGACCCUUUACAUGUAAGACCUAUUGCUCAUGCAAUUUGGGAUCCUCAUUUUGGUCAACCGGCCGUGGAAGCUUUUACUCGAGGGGGUGCUCCUGGCCCAGUGAAUAUCGCUUAUUCUGGUGUUUAUCAAUGGUGGUAUACAAUCGGUUUACGUACUAAUGAAGAUCUUUAUAUUGGAGCUCUUUUUCUAUUAUUUCUUUCUGCCCUAGCCUUACUAGGGGGUUGGUUACACCUACAACCAAAAUGGAAACCGAGCGUUUCGUGGUUCAAAUAUGCCGAAUCUCGUCUCAAUCAUCAUUUGUCAGGACUAUUCGGAGUAAGCUCUUUGGCUUGGACAGGACAUUUAGUCCAUGUCGCUAUUCCCGGCUCCCGGGGGGAAUACGUUCGAUGGAAUAAUUUCUUAGAUGUAUUACCACAUCCCCAAGGGUUAGGCCCGCUUUUUCCAGGUCAGUGGAAUCUUUAUGCUCAAAAUCCCGAUUCAGGUAGUCAUUUAUUUGGUACCUCCCAAGGAGCGGGAACUGCCAUUCUAACCCUUCUCGGGGGGUUCCAUCCACAAACACAAAGUUUAUGGCUGACCGAUAUUGCACACCAUCAUUUAGCUAUUGCAGUUAUUUUUCUCGUUGCCGGUCAUAUGUAUAGAACUAACUUCGGGAUUGGGCACAGUAUAAAAGAUCUUUUAGAAGCACAUAUUCAUCCGGGGGGGCGAUUGGGGCGUGGACAUAAGGGUCUUUAUGACACAAUCAACAAUUCGCUUCAUUUUCAAUUAGGCCUUGCUCUAGCUUCUUUAGGGGUUAUUACUUCCUUAGUGGCUCAACACAUGUACUCAUUACCUGCUUAUGCGUUCAUAGCGCAAGACUUUACUACUCAAGCUGCGUUAUAUACUCAUCACCAAUACAUCGCAGGAUUCAUCAUGACAGGAGCUUUUGCUCAUGGAGCUAUAUUUUUUAUUAGAGAUUACAAUCCGGAACAGAAUGAGAAUAAUGUAUUGGCAAGAAUGUUAGACCAUAAAGAAGCUAUCAUAUCCCAUUUAAGUUGGGCCAGUCUCUUUCUGGGAUUCCAUACUUUGGGACUUUAUGUUCAUAAUGAUGUCAUGAUUGCUUCACGCCUAUGGCUUAUUCUGUUGGGGUACUAA